GAUGGGCCUGCUCUCUCUACAUAUGUAUUACAGCAGACCUAUUCUCUUCCUCGCUAGAUUUGAGCAACAGAACUUGGCGGCGGAAGAGGCUUUCAUCAAAGGAGCGUGAUGUUGGUGAGAUGAAUGUAUAAGAGUGUUCCCUGUCUAUAAUGGCGGCUUCAUCCCUUCACUGUUUUCAACUUGUCAAAUUUCCCUCUGGAAGCCGCCCCUUCUUUCCCGCUGGUUCAUAUGGCGGAUGCAGAAUAAAAAAUAAGAGUUGCCAUCUAGUUUUUGCUUCCGCAAAGAAGACAGAUCAAUGUCUCUUUACUGACUCAAAGGUUCAGACAUUAUUAGAUAGUGUAAAAUGGGAUGAGAAAGGAUUGGCGGUGGCUAUAGCUCAAAAUGUUGACACUGGAGAUAUACUAAUGCAAGGCUUUAUCAAUAGGGAUGCGCUAGCUACUACCAUUUCCUCUCGGAAGGCAACAUUCUACAGUCGGUCACGGUCGACAUUGUGGACCAAGGGAGAAACCUCCAGUAAUUUCAUCAACAUUCUUGAUAUAUUUAUUGACUGUGACCGUGACUCUAUAAUAUACCUUGGAAAACCUGAUGGACCAACCUGCCACACGGGGGCGGAAACUUGCUAUUACACCUCGGUCUUUGAUCAACUAAAUGAUCAACAGCUACAGCAGGUUGAAGAAAACAAGUUGGCUCGAACAACUUUGUACUCGUUAGAAUCUACCAUUGCCCAGCGCAAAGCAGAAGUAGCUGCACCACGAGAUGGAAAGUCAUCGUGGACUAAACGUUUAUUGGUUGAACACAACUUGUUGUGCUCGAAAAUCAGGGAAGAAGCAGAUGAAUUAUGUCGAACACUGGAGGAAAAUGAAGAUAAUUCUCGCACUGCUUCAGAGAUGGGAGAUGUACUCUAUCAUGCCAUGGUUUUGUUGGCAGUCAAAGAUGUAAAAAUAGAAGACGUUCUUGAAGUUCUUCGUCGGAGAUUUUCUCGGUCUGGCAUCGAGGAAAAGAGAAGUCGCAAGGCACAAGGGUAGAGCAGUUAAUUUUAUUCUCUUUGUGAAGCCUGCACUAUUGUAUUAUUAUCAAUUCUUGGCCUCUCUCAGCAAAUGCUAUCAAGAAUCUGGUGGUUGUAUCCAGUUUCUCUUUACUACAUUGCUUCUUUGCAUGUAUUGCUUCAGGAUUUUACAACAAAUAGUUACUGAAAUCUGUGGCUAUUUUGUUCUUCCCCGUGACUAUAUCAAUGAAAUAUAAUAAUAAUCAGUCAACUAGGCCCUCAUUUCCUCA
Messenger RNA from Tripterygium wilfordii, 1275 nucleotides. RefSeq names its product histidine biosynthesis bifunctional protein hisIE, chloroplastic. The coding region runs from base 150 to 1025 and encodes 291 amino acids. The transcript has 6 exons. NCBI's taxonomy places the organism in Eukaryota, Viridiplantae, Streptophyta, Magnoliopsida, Celastrales, Celastraceae. Gene Ontology annotation, biological process: L-histidine biosynthetic process. Gene Ontology annotation, molecular function: phosphoribosyl-AMP cyclohydrolase activity; phosphoribosyl-ATP diphosphatase activity. The record is from RefSeq and is a predicted model, not a curated record.